Molecule: messenger RNA, 408 nt
Organism: Cylindrotheca closterium
Lineage: Eukaryota; Bacillariophyta; Bacillariophyceae; Bacillariales; Bacillariaceae
Source: the annotation of a GenBank genome assembly
AUGUCUACCACAAACAACAUGAACAUGACACAAAUCAGCAUGCAUGUCAGUGCAACUAAUAUGAAAAGAACCGAUGGAAUGAAGAGGAAGUCGUUCUUGUCCAAGAUUCCUGCACCAACUGUUGCCGCAAGUCCAAUGCGCAGAAUUCUAUCUCAUACAAAUAAGAAGAGUCGAUGCAACUUGAUUGACGAGGCUCUUGGGAUCGUCAACUCUCCAGUGAGAUCUUCCAAUGGCAUUGUAUCUAGACGACGGGGCUCCAUGGUGCAAAGACGAGGCUCGUUGCUCUGUGAACGAAGAGCAAGUGAACUUCUUUUCGAUAACGGCGACCGCCUGUCCGAACUCAUGCGCAAUUGCCAAACCGAUUCGGCCGAGUUCAGCAGUGACGACGAGAGCGACUUGGAAGACUGA